AUGCCAAGCCCAAUCAAAGCACAGCCACAACCACUCCCAUCGCAGUUCUUCCCAUACGGCACCACGCAAUGCCUGCCAGCGCCAUCACCGCAGCUCAUCGAGCAAUCCACGCAAAAGAAUGCUACAUGUGCCGCAUACGCACCAGCAUACGGUGCCCCACGAGCCCGCGUCGGACUCGUCACCGCCCAUUUUGGCCCAGUGCAGCAGCACUAUCAGCGAGCUCUAGAAAGCCACCUGAUGCACAGUCUAAUCCACGGAACCCAAGUCCACGUGCUAUGCGACACCCUCGUAGACGACCUCUGGAACAAACACGCCUUCAUCCUCGACAUGCUCAUGCGCGAGAUACUCAAGCCCGCCGACGAGCGCCUAGAAUGGGUCAUGUGGGCGGACCGCGACACGCUGAUCCUCGACCAGUGCCGCCCGCUGUCGAGCUUCCUGCCGCCCGUCGAUACAAACCGGAAUAUCGUCGUCACGACGGAUUGGAACGGGCUGAACAAUGGCAUCUUCUUCCUCCGUGUGAAUAAGUGGGCUAUUGAUCUCUUUACCGCCACGCUGGCGUACCGCUACUACAGACCCGAGGUUUUUCUGCGCUUCACGGAACAGAGCGCCAUGCAGAAUGUUCUCACUGAGGCGACGUUCGCGGGAGGCGUCCAGUGGGUGCCGCAGCACUGGUUCAACGCGUAUGAUAUGUCUGGUGCAUAUGCGUUUGCAAACAGGACGGCAGUCGCUGACUUGCACCCGCUGCUGGUCCGGAGAGGGGAUUUCUUGCUCCACUUUGCGGGGCAGCCGAAUAAGAAUGAAUCGAUCAACGAGUGGAUGGACAUGUUGGAGGUGAUGGAAAAUGUGUGGGAGGCGGGCUCGGCGCAGAGAAACCUGACUGAGGAGGUCACGGCGUUUUGGAAGGCUUUGGGGCUGAGGUGGUAG
Molecule: messenger RNA, 924 nt
Organism: Dothidotthia symphoricarpi CBS 119687
Lineage: Eukaryota; Fungi; Ascomycota; Dothideomycetes; Pleosporales; Dothidotthiaceae
Product: glycosyltransferase family 34 protein
Exons: 2
Coding region: 1-924 (307 amino acids)
Biological process (GO): protein N-linked glycosylation
Cellular component (GO): Golgi membrane
Molecular function (GO): glycosyltransferase activity
Source: RefSeq, a predicted model, not a curated record